Messenger RNA from Protopolystoma xenopodis, 246 nucleotides. NCBI's taxonomy places the organism in Eukaryota, Metazoa, Platyhelminthes, Monogenea, Polystomatidea, Polystomatidae. The record is from the annotation of a GenBank genome assembly.
AUGUACAGCAGCCCUCACUGCUCUCCAGACCUGUUGCACCACCGCUGUUUCAGCUUGAUGGACGAACUCAAGGGUUUUCGUAUGUCUGGGGCUCACCAAUGCAAUGACGUGAAUGUUUCUCUUUACAGGUCGGCCAGAACUCCGAAUGUUUGUGCAUCGGGGCAAUUUUAUCCUGUCACCAUGUCGACAAGACACCAUAAAACGCAUUCAGCCACCACUUUAGAUGUACAAAUCUCCUCAAAUUAA